Molecule: messenger RNA, 3144 nt
Organism: Microstroma glucosiphilum
Lineage: Eukaryota; Fungi; Basidiomycota; Exobasidiomycetes; Microstromatales; Microstromataceae
Product: NAD(P)-binding protein
Exons: 7
Biological process (GO): protein retention in Golgi apparatus; retrograde transport, endosome to Golgi
Cellular component (GO): endosome
Molecular function (GO): phosphatidylinositol binding
Source: RefSeq, a predicted model, not a curated record
CGACGGAAGGCACUAUUGAUCGUCAACAGCAUCGUCGUCGUCGUCGUCGUCGUCCAUCAUCGAUGCUCGAGGCCUUUGCGCGACAGUGAUGGUAUUCUGGGUGAGCCAGCCAGCCAGCCAGCCAGGAGCAGCACCUGGGCGGGCGUCUUCGCAUCUCAGCUGCGCUCGGGCCGCAUCGCGCGGGGAAGAGGGGACGGACGGACGUCUGUGGCUGCUGCAACGCGCCCACUUCCGAAGGGGUGUUGUACUAGCGCCCAUUCCUACUCUUGCCCCACACUCCCUACCUCAUCCCAGACUGGCUCACCGCUCCUAGACCAUCAUGAAGGUGGUGGUCACCGGCGCAUCCGGCUUGCUAGGCCGCGCAGUACAUGCUCACUUUGCCGCCCAAUCCCACGAGGUCCUCGCCUUGGCAAACUCGCGCGCAGCCAGUGGCAGCAACCUCGUCCAGCUUGAUCUCCUCGACACAGUUGCCUUUGCCACCCUCGUACACGACUUUGCGCCAGACGUCAUCGUACAUACCGCAGCCGAGAGGAGGCCAGACGUGGUACAGAGAGACCCAGACAGGUGUCACACCCUCAACGCAGAGGUACCAGGUAGGAUCGCCAGCAUUUGCAAGGAGGCAGGCAAACAGGCGAGGUUGAUCUACAUCAGUACCGAUUAUGUCUUCGAUGGCUCAAGACCCCCUUAUCAAGUUGAUAGCGAAUCCAAUCCUCUGAAUGCCUACGGUACUUCUAAGCUGCUGGGUGAAAGAGCUGUGGCGGAGCAGGGGCAAGCUGGCAAGACGACCUCUUUACGUGUACCGGUUUUAUAUGGCGAUGCCAUUGAACCUUCAGAAUCAGCAGUCAACGUCCUCACCACUACCAUCGUCGCGCCAUCAGACGAUAGGAAAAUCUCCAUGGACGCAUACGCUGUGAGGUAUCCCACCAAUGUAGCCGACGUAGCCAAGGUAAUCGAACAGAUCGCUCGCAUGGCAGUCGAGAAUCACAAGGACCUUCCUCCCAUUUUGCACUUUCAAGCCACUGAGGCCAUGACCAAGUAUGACAUGUGUAACGUCAUGUGUCGGCUCCAGAAUCGGAACGCACCCCCUCUACCUGAAGCUUCCGUCACUCAUCUCGAGCCAGAAUACGAUGUCGACCCAAUGGCCGCUACCUCGAGGCCCAGACAUUGCAAGAUGGAUACCAGUGUGCUGCAGUCAUUCGGCGUCGACGUGACUCAUGUCUCUUUCGAGUCUUGGUGGGGAGAAGAAAUGGAGAAGCAAGCGUCUCUGGUCACCAAAGCAAAAGAAGAAGCUGAAGCCAAUGCUGCUUUGGCCCUUUCGUCAGCCGACGAGGCUAACGGCGUUCAAGAAGGCAAGGAUCGGGAUAGCGUAUCGGGAGCAGAGCCGAGUCCGCAGGAAAGCGGGACGGGAGAUUCCCCCGAGAACGCGACAUACAUCAAUCAGACGGAAGAAAUCCACCCUGAUGGAGCUGCGAGUCGCCCGACGCCAAUGCCUGCGCCACAUGCCGAGCCCGGCGAUCUGUCUACGAUCACUGCAAAGGCCGGCCAUGACUCUGUCGCAAAGGCAUCUGCCCCUAGUGCGGUGCCGUUAGCCACACCAUCGAGCCCAAAUCCUUCGUUCUCGUCCCUUCGAGGGAGACCAACGCCACCAGGCACUUCUGAUGUGCGAAGUCCGAGCACUUCGCAAGCACCCUCGCUUCGUAACGCAGAGGGCGCGAUCUCAUUGGCCGUCGAGUCAUCCGAGACGAUUGUCUCCGCUUCCGACAUUGCUCAAGCACCGGUAGACAGUCACUCGAACAUCGCCGGCUCGAGCGGCCAUCAAGCCUCAGAAGACGCUCCAUCUGACUCUUCAGAUGCUGCUGCAGCUCAGGCAGGUCAGACGCAAACAAGUCUUGGUAGUGCCGGUGGUCUGGCAGCAGCUGCACAGCUAUCUGAUAGUACUAUAGCAGAGACAGUGGGCCGCACACAGCACUCCCCCUCCGGAGCAACCGAUGACGAUAUCUAUGGCCAACCGUCACCGCGUCCCCACGGUACAGAACCAGCAUCUUCCCUGUCUCUAGCCAGUGAUUCAGCCCGUGAAGCCACAGAAGCCAACACUGACAGCAAGAUUCACAGCGAGGUCAACGGCACCGCAAAGUCAUCCUAUCUGUUCCUCAUCAAGGUCGGCGAUCCUCACAAAGUCGGCGAGAGCAUGACGGGCCACAUUCUGUAUACCGUACGGACACAGACCGAUGCUGCUGGCUUCCGCGCUUCCCAAUUCUCUGUCCUUCGACGUUAUUCCGAUUUCCGAUGGCUCCAUGCUGCGCUCGUCCACAACAACCCGGGCAUCAUCAUCCCACCAGUCCCGGAGAAGGUUCGUGGUCUAAUCUCACGCUUUUCGCCUGAUCUAGUCGAGACUCGACGACAAGGCCUCGAGCGGAUGGUCAACAAGGUAGCCAAUCACCCAGAAUUAGCCAAGGAUGACGACCUGAAGCUGUUCCUCGAGAGUGACGAUUUUGGCAGAGACGUCAAAUUGCGAGACGCAAUGAAAGGCCCAGUACCGACGCCCGAGGCCAAGACAUGGAUGGGAUGGAGUGGUACUGUAGGCGUCAAUAGCGGCCAGAAGUUUCACGAGCAUGACGAAUGGUUCGAUCAGCAGAGGGCUUACCUGGAUUCGCUGGAAGCUCAACUCAAACAAAUGGUCAAAAGCCUGAACACCCUAGCCCAGACCCGCAAAGAUCUCGCUGAUUCCAUAGCGGCCCACUCACAUGCCCUCCUGAUGCUCUCGGCAAGCUCUCUCUCUCGCUCCCUUUCCGCGUGCUUUGCUGGGCUGGGCGACCUGCAUCGUCGUGCUCAGGAGCUGGAAGACAUUCAAAGCGAUUCGGACACACGACACUUUGGCAGUGUACUCUAUGAGUACGAAAGGAUCGUUGGAAGCGUCAGAAAAGCUUUUUCCACAAGAAUCGACUGCUGGCAUCUGAUGCAGAAAGCCGACGACGAGCUCCGCCGCGUCCGCACGAAGCACGAGAAGGUCAAACGAGAGAGUGCGGCAAGCCAUUACUACGAGGAAUCACUCAAAGAUCUCGCGGAGGCGGAGACGUAUGCUUUAGAAUGUCACGCCAAUUUCGACCUAGUCAGCCGUCGGACUAAAGACGAGAUGAAGCGUUU